GGGCUGCUGGCUGGGGCCCAGCACAUAACUCUGGCGGUUGCAGUCUGGAGCAGCAGACACCCAGCCACUCUGAGCUGAACUGGCAGCAUGAAGGCCUUCCUGGCCCUGCCGCUGCUCCUGCUGCUCUUCUCCAUUCCCCACUGCGCCCCCCAGGUCUCUGGGAUCCGGGGUGAUGCUCUAGAGAAGUCUUGCCUUCAGCAGCCCCUGGACUGUGAUGACAUCUAUGCUCAGGGCUACCAGGCAGAUGGCGUGUACCUCAUCUACCCUCUGGGCCCCAGCGUGCCUGUGCCUGUCUUCUGUGACAUGACCACCGAGGGUGGGAAGUGGACGGUUUUCCAGAAGAGAUUCAAUGGCUCAGUGAGUUUCUUCCGGGGCUGGAACGACUACAAGCUAGGCUUUGGCCGUGCAGACGGGGAGUACUGGCUGGGGCUGCAGAACCUGCACCUCCUGACAUUGAAGCAGAAGUACGAACUGCGAGUGGACUUGGAGGACUUUGAGAACAACACAGCCUAUGCCAAGUACAUCGACUUCUCCAUCUCGCCCAACGCGAUCAGCGCUGAAGAGGAUGGCUACACCCUCUACGUGGCAGGCUUUGAGGACGGCGGGGCAGGUGACUCCCUGUCUUACCACAGCGGCCAGAAGUUCUCCACCUUUGACCGGGACCAGGACCUCGUCGUGCAGAACUGUGCUGCCCUCUCCUCAGGAGCCUUCUGGUUCCGAAGCUGCCACUUUGCCAACCUCAACGGCUUCUACCUGGGUGGCAGCCACCUCUCCUAUGCCAACGGCAUCAACUGGGCCCAGUGGAAGGGCUUCUACUACUCCCUUAAGCGCACUGAGAUGAAAAUACGCCGGGCCUGAGUGGCUGGCCCCAUUAGGCCCCAAUGCCCCCCUGGCUGCUCUGUCUCCACGAGCGCUCCCUCCCCUGUACCUGUCGCCCCCAACCCCCAUGUCAGUUCUGCUGCUCUCUUGGCACCUGCUUCUCACAGGGGGCCUAUGGCUCUAGCCCCAGCUGAUCUCUAAGCCAGGCCUCUGCUCCCUUUGGCCUGAGGUCGUGCUGCCAACCGGCUUCCCAGGCCUCCUCGGAAAGGCACGGCCAGUCUGGACCUGGCUGGGCUCCACAAAACACCUAGUUGCCUCUGGCCCAUACCAAAGGCUAAGGGCUAGAAGCUGCCCUCCCAGGCUGCAACCUCUCAUGUUCCACCUUAGCCAGCUUCCUUACUGUGGGCUCAUCUAUCUGAGGCCACCCCAGCAUGUUAGUCUGAGCUGGUGCAGUCUGAUCACCACCCGGAAUAUGCCAGACCACCUGCAUGUGGCUGCUAUGACUACCCUCAGCAAGCCCCCAGCUGUUCCCAGAGUAUGUCUCAUCCUUUGCCUGCCUCCCAUUGAUGUAGUCUCUAGUGGUGAGCAGCCCCACCGCACUAUCAUACUCAGCUUCCCCUGCCCCCUGUCCCAGGCUCCCAACGCUCAAGGCCAAAACUGUAUUUCAUCACAGCUACGGCACACCACCCAAAAACAGCCAGUCAAGGUAGGCAUAGAUGUAAGGUCCUCCCAUCUGCCCCAGGGUUGAGGUUUGACCAUGUGAGGGGGUAGCAGACAACUUCUGUGGGACUGAAAGCAGGUAGGUAGUGGAGUCUCAAUAAACCUCAGGACCUGAAUGAA
Messenger RNA from Artibeus jamaicensis (Jamaican fruit-eating bat), 1659 nucleotides. RefSeq names its product microfibril associated protein 4 (gene MFAP4). The record is from RefSeq and is a predicted model, not a curated record. Gene Ontology annotation, biological process: elastic fiber assembly. The transcript is spliced from 6 exons. Bases 88 to 858 code for a protein of 256 amino acids. Lineage: Eukaryota; Metazoa; Chordata; Mammalia; Chiroptera; Phyllostomidae.